AUGGCUGUAAUGACAACAAUAUUUAAAAGACUUAACAUACCACUGUCAACCAAGAAAACCGUGGGUCCUACUACAUGCCUGGAAUACUUAGGUAUCGUCCUCGACUCGGGAAGAAUGGAAGCCAGACUUCCAGCAGAUAAAGUACAGCGUAUCUGUGAUGGUAUUAGAGAAUUACUGGGAAAAUCUGUGUGUACAAAAAGGCAGUUACUUCAACUUUUAGGUCACCUGAACUUUGCUUCACGCAUUAUAUUACCAGGACGGCCGUUUGUUUCAUACUUAAUAAACCUUUCUACUACUGUCAAAGCACUACAUGAUUUUGUUUACCUCACAAAAGAGUGUCGUACCGACCUCAGGUUUUGGCUGACUUUUCUUCAGCAAUGGAAUGGCGUGAAUAUGUUCUACAACAUACACCUCAUUACAAGCCAUGAACUUGACCUCUAUACAGAUGCAUCGGCUACUAUAAGUUUCGGAGGAUAUUUCCGUGGAAAAUGGUUUUCAUCUCCAUGGCCGUCAGACAUCCCUGAGGUUAAGGAAACUUCAUUGUCUAUCGCGUAUAAAGAACUAUACCCCAUCGUAGUGGCAGCUAUCUUGUGGGGGAGUCUAUGGGCUAAACAGCAGAUAGUUUUCUGGUGUGAUAAUGAAGCUACAGUAGCUAUCGUGAAUAAAGGACGUUCAAAAUACCUCUAUAUCAUGGAGCUUAUGCGAAAAUUGACCUGGUGUGCUUGUAUACAUAACUUUAAUUUCCGGAGUAAACAUGUCCCAGGGAAUUGUAACUCUAUAAGUGAUUCUCUUUCUCGUCUACAGAUACGACGGUUCAGGAACCUGGCACCUCAAGCGGAUCUCAAGCCCCACCAGUGCCCUUUGUACUCUGAAGUCAUCUGGAGUUGA
Pecten maximus is the source of this 888-nucleotide messenger RNA. RefSeq lists its product as uncharacterized. Lineage: Eukaryota; Metazoa; Mollusca; Bivalvia; Pectinida; Pectinidae. The coding region runs from base 1 to 888 and encodes 295 amino acids. The transcript has a single exon. The record is from RefSeq and is a predicted model, not a curated record.